AAGCAGAGGAGAGUUCAGAGGCUAUCACCGACCAAGGAUGCUAAGCUACACAAGCAGAAGUGUAGACCCCAAAAGAUGAGUCAGAUGAAAAAGCUCCAUGUGUCUGAUCUGCCCACUGAAGAGCAGGAGCCUCCACUUGAUGUCCUAAUCACAAAGCCAAACUUCCCACCACCACCAAUUCCUGUUUCCUUAGAACUGGAAGGAGAUAAAAUUGGCCACUGGAGAGACCAUAGCUGUAUACUGCCUGUGACUUCUCAGCUACCCACAGAAGCCAGCAUGUCUUGGGUCCUGCUUUCUACCCUGUGGCUUAUCAUUCAAAUCCAAGUGAUAGAUACAACGUUGACUCCCGAAUUAAAGCUUCAUGAAAUAGUGCAUCCUAAAAAACUACCCAUUACACAAAGAAGAGGGCUUGAGAACAACCAGACAGAGAGAUAUGGCAAAGAGGAAAGAUAUGCACCAGAAGUUCAAUAUCAGAUCAUACUAAAUGGAGAAGAAAUCAUUUUGCACCUAAAGAGAACCAAGCAUCUUCUGGGGCCAGACACCACUGAAACAUCCUACCUACCCAGAGGAGAAGAGAGGACCAGACGCUCUCAGGAUGUGAAACCCUGCUACUACGAAGGCCACAUCCAGAACGCAAGGGGCUCUUUUGCCAGUAUCAGUACCUGUGAUGGGUUGAGAGGGUACUUCACACAUCGUGAUCAGAGAUAUCAAAUAAAGCCUCUACAAAGCACUGAUGAGGGAGAACAUGCUGUUCUUCCAUAUAGCUUGGAGGAACCAAACACAGCAAAUUUCAGGGAUGGUGAGAAGCAAGUUGUCAGGAAACGAAGCCAUCUUCGAACUUCCAGGUCACUCAAAAACCCAAAUGAAAACUUACUUCAAGGACAGAAGUACAUUGGUCUCUUUUUGGUGCUGGAUAAUGCCUAUUAUAAAUUGUACAAAGGAAAUGUGCCUCAGAUGAGAAGCUUUGUGUUCGAGGUGCUGAAUCUGCUCAAUGAGAUUUAUAAAACCAUAGAUAUUCAAGUGUCUUUGGUGGGCAUGGAGAUCUGGUCCGACCGUGAUAAGAUAAAGGUGGAACCCAACCUUGGUGCCACAUUCACAAACUUCAUGAGAUGGCAUUAUUCUAACCUGGGAGAAAGAAUCCAUAACCAUGCACAGCUUCUCAGUGGAGCUAGCUUCAGCCAUGGACGUGUAGGAAUGGCAGCUGCGAAUUCCAUGUGUACUACAUCUUCAGUGUCUGUAAUUGAGGCUAAAAGAAAGAAUAAAGUGGCUCUCGUUGCACUGAUGUCACAUGAGUUGGGUCACGCCCUUGGUAUGAAGGAUGUUCCAUAUUAUACCAAAUGUCCCUCUGGCAGCUGUGUGAUGAAUCAGUACCUGAGUUCAAAAUUCCCCAAGGAUUUCAGUACCAUCAGCCGCACCUAUUUUCAAGGAUUCCUUUCAUCUAGAAAUGUAAGGUGUCUGCUGCUGGCACCUGACCCUAAAAACAUAAUAAAACCAUCAUGUGGAAAUCAACUUCUGGACACAGGAGAAGGCUGCGACUGUGGAUCUCCUGAGGAAUGUACCAAUCUUUGCUGUGAGCCCCUGACAUGUAGACUGAAAUCUCAACCUGACUGCAGAGAAGAAGCAUCCAACCACAUCAUAGAAUGAUCCAGUGUCUAAUUCACAGAGAAGCUACUUUGCCAGGGCAGAAGUCCAGAACCUGCCUCCACCAGUAAGCCUGCCUAGCUUCACUUUUUGCAUCUAUACAGACAGACCUCUCUCUAUGUGCCAUGUUCUCUGUGAAGCCAUGAAUUCAAUCACUGAACAAUAAUAUCCCCAAAAUACAUUUAUAUCUGUAGUGAAUAUGUAGACAUUUUCUUCUCAUUAUUUCCUAAAUAAUAGAGUAUGUCAGCUAUUUGUGUAGCAUUUUUGUAGAUUAAGUGUUGGAAGUAGUCUCAAGAUGACAAGAUAACUUAGAAGAAUUUUAGUAGUUGUAUGCAAAUAUACUCCAGUUCUAAAAAGGACCGUUAGUCCAGAGAUUUGGGUAUCUGUGUGGUCUUGGAGUCAAAUCCUGGUGGACACUGAAGGAAGAUCUUUGCUUUUCUCUUUCCAUUCUACUUUAUGUGUUUCUACUAGUCCAGUCACAGGUAAAUAGACACAUUCAGAGAUGCUGCUUGUUCAUUCAGGUCUUAUCUGUAGUGUGAAUGGGAGGAACCUGAAGGAGUGGUUUUAGUUUCACUCUUUGGAGAACAAAAUAGAUGAACCUUUGCUGAAAUUCAUCAACAUACUCCACAGAAUUGUUGAGUUAGUUCUAAAUUGCAAAAUGACAAGUAAUUUAACCCUAAAUCUCUUUGUUCCUGUGGUGUAGGAAUCAAAGCACGCCACCUGCUGAGGGAGGGAGCUAGCAGAAAAAACAGAGCCCUUGCUGUUUCUUGGCACCAAUUUGUCUUAACAUCCUUUAAGCAUCCCUGAUUUUCUGUUUCAUAGGAAUAUUGGUCACAUUCAAACACUUUUCAUUUGAGCAAAUAGAGUUUCUCACACCUUUCUCUUGCUACCAUGUAAAAGAAUUAUUUUUGUGUUGUUUGUUUCUUAGUGGAAAUGGAAAAGUAAGGUUUCAUUCAUUGUUGUUUUUAAUAAACCAUGCUAUCAAUAAAAAUAAUAAUUUCCGUGUGGAUAUUAAAAAUAUGUAUUUUCAAACGUGUGUGUGUGUGUGUGUGUGUGUGUGUGUGUGAAAUUCCUGAUUAUUAUUCACCUUAAAACUAUUCUGCAUCAGUUAUGUCUCACUCUAAAAAAAUGUGGGCAGCAGGAAAGGGGUAAAGUAGGAAAAUCCUUACCAAUUCUACCCAAUAGCAUGCAAAGUCAAGACAGGAUAUUUUCAUAAAAGGGCCACACUUAGUCCCAAAUGGUUUUAAACUCUAAGUCCUAAAAUGUUGCUGGACUUAAUUUCCUGUUAAAUAAACUUUAUUAUGAAAAGGCUCA
Messenger RNA from Grammomys surdaster, 2955 nucleotides. It is a transcript of the gene Adam28, whose product is annotated as ADAM metallopeptidase domain 28. The coding region runs from base 76 to 1644 and encodes 522 amino acids. Gene Ontology annotation, molecular function: metalloendopeptidase activity. Gene Ontology annotation, cellular component: plasma membrane. The transcript has 18 exons. Gene Ontology annotation, biological process: proteolysis. NCBI's taxonomy places the organism in Eukaryota, Metazoa, Chordata, Mammalia, Rodentia, Muridae. The record is from RefSeq and is a predicted model, not a curated record.